Molecule: messenger RNA, 2187 nt
Organism: Lethenteron reissneri (Far Eastern brook lamprey)
Lineage: Eukaryota; Metazoa; Chordata; Hyperoartia; Petromyzontiformes; Petromyzontidae
Product: netrin-1-like
Biological process (GO): tissue development; dendrite development; motor neuron axon guidance
Cellular component (GO): basement membrane
Source: RefSeq, a predicted model, not a curated record
AUGGCUCUUCUCGCGCUCUGCAUCGUCGCUGCUCUGUGCAGUAGCCGCGCGCUCCUGGCCGCGCGUCCCUCCUCUUCCUCCUCCUCCGCCGCGGGCCGCGGGUCCGUAGGGUCCGGGUUGGGCUCCGGCCCGGGGCUGGCCUCGCUCCCGGACCCGUGCUACAACGAAAGCGGCCACCCGCGCCGCUGCAUCCCCGACUUCGUGAACGCGGCGUUCGAGAUGGAGGCGCGCGCCAGCAGCACGUGCGGGAGCCCCCCGUCACGGUAUUGCUCCUCUAUCUCCUCCUCAUCCUCCUCCUCAUCCUCCUCGGGUCCUUCCGGAGCUGCUGCUGCUGCGGCUGCAACGGGAGGAGGAGGAGGAUCCGUCGGCGUCGGCUGCCGCAUCUGCGAUUCGUCCGACCCGCGCGGCGCCCACCCUCCCUCGCUGCUCACCGACCUCCACAACCCGCACAACGCCACGUGCUGGCUGUCCGAGGCGGGCCUGUCGCCCGGCCAGAACGUCACCCUCGUGGUGCCUCUGGGCCUCAAGUACGAGGUGACCUUCGUGAGCGUCCAGUUCUGCACGCCGCUGCCGCCCGACUCGCUCGCCAUCUACAAGUCCAUGGACCGCGGCAAGACGUGGGUGCCCUUCCACUUCUACUCGAGCCAGUGCCGACGCGUGUUCGGGCGGCCGCACCGCGGCACCGUCACCAAGAUGACCGAGCAGGAGGCGCUGUGCACCGACGCGCACCUGUCCCAGGGCCUCGUGGCAUUCAGCACGCUGGACGGGCGUCCGUCGGCCAACGAUUUCGCCAACAGCCCCGUGCUGCAGGACUGGGUGACGGCCACCGACAUCAAGGUGGUGCUGGUCAAGCCGUGGAGCAAUUUGGCCGGGGGGUCGUCAUCGUCCUCGGCAUCAUCAUCAUCCUCCUCCUCCUCCGGCGGGGUCAUCGGCGGCGUCGUCUCGCCUGGGUCAACAGCCGGCGGCGGCGGCGCCGUCAGCAACGAGCUGGCGGACGGAACGCCUCCAGAGAGUCGCUACCACGGCGUGGCCGACAUCCAAGUCGGGGGCCGCUGCCGCUGCAACGGGCACGCGUCGCGGUGCGGCCGCGACCGCGACGGGGCGGCCGCGUGCGAGUGCCGCCACAACACGGGCGGGCCCGAGUGCGACUCGUGCCGAGCAUUCCACCACGACCGGCCCUGGCAGAGGGCCACGAGCAGAGAUGCCCACGAGUGCGUCGCCUGCCGCUGCAACCUGCACGCGAGCCGCUGCCGCUUCAACAUGGAACUCUACAAACUGUCGGGACGCACCAGCGGAGGCGUCUGCCUCACGUGCCGUCACAACACCGCCGGCCGGCACUGCCACUACUGCAAGGAGGGCUUCUUCCGCGACCUCGGCAAGGCCAUCACCGACCGCAAGGCGUGCAGGCCUUGCGACUGCCAUCCGGUGGGCUCCUCGGGCAAGACGUGCAACCAGACGAGCGGGCAGUGCCCGUGCAAGGACGGGGUCACGGGGCUCACCUGCAACCGCUGUGCGCGCGACUACCAGCAGAGCCGCUCGCCCGUCGCACCCUGCAUACGAAUCCCUCAUGCCGAGCCGACUCCGAUGGUCACCACGACACAGGCGCCAAAAGACUGUGACGUCUACUGCAAGCCAUCGAAGGGCAAAGUGAAGAUCACGCUGCAGAAAUACUGCAAGAAGGACUACGCGCUUCACCUCCACCUGGUGAGCCCGCUCGGCGGUGCGCGAGUGGACGCGCUUCACCGCCGAGAUCCGCUCCGUCUUCAAGUGGGGCGGGGGGCCUUCGGGCGUGGGGCCCCCCGCGGCCGCCCCCCCGGCGCCGCCCCAACCGGCCCACCACGACGCGGCGACGUUGCGGCUUCGUGGCGGCAACGGCGGCGGGGAACGGCGGCGGCCAACGGCAACAACCGGCGGCGCGCGCGCGGCAAGAAACAGGAAGCUGCGAGUGGGCCGCUCCUACUGCUGCUGCUCAGUACCUCGUCACCGGCGGGGGGGGGCUCGGGCCCCCCUGCCGAGGCUCCCUCGCAGGGGUCUUCGCAGGGUCCCCUUCGCACCCAGCAGCAGCAGCAGCAGGGCCCGCUGGUGGCCGACCGCGCCAGCGUGAUUGUGCAGUGGCGCGACGCGUGGGCACGCCGCCUCCGCCGCUUCCACCGCAGGGAGAAGAGCGGCAAGUGCGGAGUGCCCUGA